Messenger RNA from Mucor velutinosus, 1128 nucleotides. RefSeq lists its product as uncharacterized. The coding region runs from base 1 to 1128 and encodes 375 amino acids. The transcript has 10 exons. The record is from RefSeq and is a predicted model, not a curated record. Gene Ontology annotation, cellular component: septin complex; microtubule cytoskeleton; cell division site. Gene Ontology annotation, biological process: cytoskeleton-dependent cytokinesis; intracellular protein localization. NCBI's taxonomy places the organism in Eukaryota, Fungi, Mucoromycota, Mucoromycetes, Mucorales, Mucoraceae. Gene Ontology annotation, molecular function: GTPase activity; GTP binding; molecular adaptor activity.
AUGUCAUCUUCGUCAUUAACUGUUGAACCUGUUGCGUCUUCACUUCAAACUGCCUUGGAAGGCUAUGUUGGGUUUGAUACCAUCACGCAGCAAAUUGAAAAGAAGCUGCUGAAAAGAGGAUUCCACUUUAAUGUCAUGGUAGUGGGCCAAUCUGGUUUGGGUAAAUCCACCUUGGUCAACACCAUCUUUGCUUCUCACUUGAUUGAAAGCAAGGCUCGCCUCUCUGCUGAUGAACCGCCAAGACAGACUACCGAAAUCCAAACUGUAUCCCACUUGAUUGAGGAGAACGGAGUGCGUCUCAGACUCAAUAUUGUUGAUACCCCUGGUUACGGAGAUCAGGUCAAUAACGAAAACUGCUGGGAGCCCAUUAUCAAAUACAUCAAAGACCAACAUUCAGCCUACUUGCGCAAAGAGUUAACUGCUACCCGUGAUCGCUACAUCCAAGAUACCAGAGUCCACUGCUGUUUGUUCUUUAUUGGCCCCACAGGACAUGCGUUGAAGCCUAUUGAUAUUGUCGUCCUCAAGAAGCUCUCUGAAGUUGUCAAUGUCGUACCUGUGAUUGCCAAGUCUGAUUCACUUACCAUUGAUGAGCGUGCUGCAUUCAAGCAAAGAAUCAAGGCAGAACUCGUAUUCCACAACAUCAAAUUAUACCCUUAUGAAAGCGAUGAGGAUGAUGAGCAAGAACAAGCCUUGAACGAGAGCAUUAGAGAACUCUUGCCCUUUGCUAUCGUCGGUUCGGAGCGCAAUGUUGUUAUUGAUGGUAAACCAGUCAGAGGCAGAAAGAACAGAUACGGCGUGAUCAACGUCGAAAAUGAAGAGCAUUGUGAAUUCAUUUAUCUCCGCAACUUCUUGACUCGCACUCACCUCCAAGACUUGAUUGAGACAACUGCACAGAUCCACUAUGAGGCAUUCCGUGCAAAGCAACUGUUGGCUAUCAAGGAAUCCACUCAACCUGCUAGUAGUCAAGCUUCCCUUGGAGCCACACCCAAUGGCAUGCUUCCCAAUAGCCUUAAUACCAUGGUCAGCCCCAACAGUUUAGUCAGCAAUGCCCUCGCGAGUCCUGGUGCUGCUAGCUCCGCAGUGGGAAGUCCUGCACAAUCUAACAAAUCUGUACCUGCUUUUGGUUGA